UCAGCUUUUUUCCCAGUCCCGCGGAAACGUCGACAGUACUUUUUCCCAUUGACGCUGCCCGGCCUGCUGAGUUCCUCCAGCAUUUUGUGUGUGUUGCUCGGAUUUCCAGCAUCUGCAGAUUUUCUCUUUGUGAUUUGUGUGUGUUGCAUUCUUUGCCUACACCAGCACUUUACUCUUCCUCAAAUGACGUUACUAGGGGCAUUGUGAGGUGAGGCAACGUCCGCUAUCGUUGUAAAAGGCAGCGCAACAGUUGCGCCUUGGUCCGGGGCAGCGGCGCCUGGGUGCUGCGUCUCGCCGGCGAGCCAGACGUUGCUGGAGUGGUUGGUUACCUGUCAACCAGCCAGUUUGUGCAGUGGAACGGAAGGCUGCGUUGCCCGGGGAAACGAAGAGACGCCGCGACACUGCGGGAGGCCACGAAGCGGACCGAUUGCAAUUACAGGACUCGGAGUUGGCCAAACGACUGGCACCGCCGGAGGGGAGCAGUCCGAACUGAAUUUUGAGUCCAGGUGACUGCAGUGUAUUUGAACCAUGGCAGACCUAGAAAAAAUACCUUUGGACAUAGAGAAUGUGCUUUUUUUUGAACAGACACGCUUGAGAAAGUUUUUAAAAGAACAGAAGACGAUCCAAGAUCUGCAAUCUGAAAUAAGCUCUUCAACCAUAAAGUCUCAACUGGUUAGAUCUCAGAAGAUCAAAAAGCAAUUAACAACCCCUGCUUUUGAAGAGACGUUAGAUGAAGAUACAGUGAGGUCUUCCUUUCCUUUAAAGAGCACUGUUACUAGUAAAACCUUUGCUUCUCCAUACUCUAAUAUCGAUGAACAGGCCAAUCAAUUUCCGAGGCAGAAAUUCCCUGUGUCUCACCUGCUGGAUGAGAUUAAUGGAAUGAUUCUUCAUUGUCAGAUUGAUGAGAUCCCAUUCCCCCAGGGGCUUGAGAACAUUUUGAACUAUGGCUGGAAGGACUUCAUCAAAAAUGUGACAUACAUCAAGAGGGGGUGGCCAACUGCUACUUGCAAAUAUGCCUGUUUGCAGAGACCGUUCAGUCAUAGGUCAGCACUCAGUAAGAUAUCAGUUCAAAGUAUCAUUAAUGACAUUGACAAAAGCAUAUCUAAAACCCAAGCACCUACAGGGGAGGUGUCAGCAAGAGGCGACAAUAAACUAUUCGGAGCCACUCCAGUCAAAGGUAAGAAGAAAGAUAAAAGGAAACAAGGGAAAGCUGAAUCAUCCAAAGGUCUCCAUCCAACAGGGUUCACAAUAAACUUCUCGAUAUCAUCCAAAACUUCAAUGAAACAAGGCUGGAUUAUUGAGCCAUAUGAUGACACCCUCGCAAAAGUCGACUGGAAGACAAUCUACACCUUGAUGUUGGAGAAGAUUCAAGCUGCAAAUUCAAAGAUAAAAUUGCAAAGAAUGAGUAUGGCGAAGCAUGGAUUCGACAAGCCAGUGAUCCUCCUACACUAUGAAGAGGCCAGAACUGUACCCUUGGGCAAAUACUGGAAGCAAGCAUCGGCCCCAGCGUUUGCUCUAAAGGAUGGAAAACCUCCAAUCCCAGUCAUGAAAGUAGAAAAUCCUGCAUUAAAUAAACUACAUUAUGCAUUAAAUGAUGGCUCAUGCAUCAUUUAUUAUCCUUCAGGUAAUAUUGCUGUGUGUCGCAGUCACUCUGGCCUUUCCUGUCCAGGAGCAUUUUACACCAAUAUCUUUGAUGAUUCUGCAGUACGGCCCACCUUACUGGGCAGUUUCACUCCAUUUGGAGAUGGGAGUAUUUUCCUACCUGGGGAAAAGUCAAGGGUCCUGCUGUACCAUGAAGAGGGUGGGCUGCUAAUUAAUGAAAAUGAAAUUUCAAUGAAGCAGUGGAAAUGGCCAAAAAGAGGGAAUCUUCCUGAGCCAAUAUGGAUGCAGGUUAAUGAUUAUAUCACUGUACGAAUCAAUGGUCGAUUUUCAAUCAAUUUCACCUACAAGUGGCAGUAUGAGUAUAUCCGCUUUCCCCUUUCUCCCUUGCCAGAUGUAAUUCCUCCCCAGCCCAAUAAAAUGGGUAAGCUGCUGACUGAUAUACCAUUUACAUCAGCUUCAGCCAGACCUCUCAUGAAAAUGAUUCCAUUAAGACAAAAGCAGAGAGACAGCAGAAUGGCAUUUAAAAGGAAGCAAUCCAGUCUUCAUAGACCAGUGGACUUUACUGUAGGCACACAGAGAGUUUCCAAUAUCACAAUUCAGUCAUUGCGGCAACUGCACAGGAAGAUUAAGACCAUCAUUGAUAACUGGAUGGAGCAUUAUAGAAUGGAAACAGGUUUGAAAAGCAAAGCUGUUGAGCCAGAUUUACAGCUUCAAAAGAGCCUCCCGGCUUUGGAUCCAUUGAAUAUUCCUGCUGCCCCGAAGAGACGCUUUCCCGAUUCAACCAGCUACGUUCGCUUCCUAACGAUUCCCACUGUUGAUAAGAUCAAAUGUGUUCCCCGCAGUUGCACCUUUACAAGCAAUUGGCCUCUCCUCAUCUCCAGAGAAGACAGCUUUGCUGUGUUGUUGGCGAGCAGGCGUGGCUCCUUUAACGGAACUACAGUCAAACAUAGGCCGCAGUUUCCGAAGGUGCACAAGGAGGAGAAACCAUGGCUUCAGUCCCCUGGCUCCUGCCCAGUCGCCCUGCGCUCUGCAAUGUUGGGUGAGGGACUCAAGCCCUGCAAGUGCAGCGUAAACAAGGUUCCCCACAUCACUGAUCUGGAAUUUGACACAUUUAUUGAGCGAGCAACUGCAGAAAUCCGGCAGAUCGUCCUGGUCUGUGUGGUGUCUUCACACUCACAGCCCAUGCCCUGUGAGAGUAUGAUUCAGGAACUGUACGAGGAAAGGAACCGAAACCGGAGCCAGCCGUGUGCACAGAGCCGACUCGAUUCGUUCCGUAUAUUGAAGUAUGAUAUCGACACUGCAAAUGACCACACAGGUCGAAGAUCUGCUCUGCUCAUUGAGCGACACAACGUAACUCCCGGCAUGUUCCUGAUGUAUAUUGGAGGGAAGCUGCUGUUUGCUGACCACAUUUUUAACGGAUACAGUACCACUGUUAAAGAUCUGAAGAAACAAUUAGCCAAAACUUAUGAGGACUAUUUAACAGGCCACCAGCUGCUCCAUGACUUCAGGUUCAGUUCGUUUCAUUACAAUCAAUCAGGUACCGAAUUGGACAACGGGAUCUGGAUUAGUCAACUGGAGAGACCCAAAUCUGAAGCCUCUAUUCUGCCAGGCACAUGCAUCUUUCCAACUUCUGACAGGGCUGCAACAAUCCAGAACUUCAUCGCAUUUAGUUUGUCUCGGCGAAGUGGCUGUUGCAGUAGCAUGCUGUACUGAAUGGUAUCUGGACUCUGGAACCGUGCAGUGGAAGGCUACACCUCCAGCCUGAGCAGUAAUUCCGGUUAUUGCUCACACCUAGCCUUUGUCACCAAUUUCUGCAGUACCUCUUGAUAAAAAUUACUGUGUUUGUUCAGACCAAAUGUAGUGGUACGGAAGGGGCUCCCUAUUCACUGCUUAAUCUUGUAGUUUUCCACUAGCUCCUGGCUUGUUUUUCCCACACUCAAAGCCCAGGAACUGUGUCAGCUGUAACUGGUUUUCUACAAGGAACACACUCAAGAGGAUUUGCCUAAAAUUCAUACAGCCAAGAUCUGUUACUGAAGAUAUUUUACAGAAGGAUAGCCAUAAAAGAUAGCACUGCUAGUACUCCUGGCUUUAAUUUAAUGCAGAUAUUUUCCCCUUCAGAUCAAACAUUUAAUUGUGCUUGGUACAAACCAUUCAUUUCCAAUCUCAUACAGUUAUAGUGCAGUU
This is a messenger RNA of Hypanus sabinus (Atlantic stingray), 3786 nucleotides long. RefSeq lists its product as uncharacterized. The coding region runs from base 529 to 3315 and encodes 928 amino acids. The record is from RefSeq and is a predicted model, not a curated record. Lineage: Eukaryota; Metazoa; Chordata; Chondrichthyes; Myliobatiformes; Dasyatidae. The transcript is spliced from 20 exons.